CCCCGUACACGAGAGCCCCGUAUAUGUGAGUCCCGUACACGAGAGUCCUGUACACGUGAGCCCCGUAUCUUCUUCAACUCCAUGCACAAAGAAGGUUCCAACUCCAAAGUCUGAUUACGCAAGUCCAGUACACGUGAUCCCUGUAUCCUCAAGCUCAUCUAAAUGCACCAAGAAGGUGUCUGAACACACGAGCCCGGUAUACGUGAGCCCAGUAUCAACUCCUGAAUCGAGCCCUGUAUACGUGAGCCCCGUGUCUUCAACUCCAUGCACGAAGAAGGUUCCAACUCCCGAGUCCGAGAGCCCAGUAUACGUGAGCCCAGUAUCCUCAACCCCAUGCACAAAGAAAGUUGGUCAAACCCCGGCUGUAGAUUAUCAACAUGACUAUGUAAAAACUUCAACCAAAUGCACAAAGAAGGUUGGAAAGCCAACCCCAGCCGUUGAUCAUGUAGAUUUCGAUUAUGGUUACGAGCACCACCAUUGGGACAAUGGAAAUGAUUACGACAAUGACGACGUAACAACCACUUCUACUUCUACCAAAUGCACAAAGAAGGGUGGAAAGCCAACUCCAGCUGUUGAUAAUAACAACGAUGACAACGGUUACGAUCACGACCACUACUGGGACAAUGGAAAUGAUUACGACAAUGACGACGUAACAACCACUUCUACUUCUACCAAAUGCACAAAGAAGGGUGGAAAGCCAACUCCAGCUGUUGAUAAUAACAACGAUGACAACGGUUACGAUCACGACCACUACUGGGACAAUGGAAAUGAUUACGAUAAUGACGACGUAACAACCACUUCUACUUCUACCAAAUGCACAAAGAAGGGUGGAAAACCAACUCCAGCUGUUGAUAAUAACAACGAUGACAACGGUUACGAUCACGACCACUACUGGGACAAUGGAAAUGAUUACGAUAAUGACGACGUAACAACCACUUCUACUUCUACCAAAUGCACAAAGAAGGGUGGAAAACCAACUCCAGCUGUUGAUAAUAACAACGAUGACAAUGGUUACGAUCACGACCACUACUGGGACAAUGGAAAUGAUUACGACAAUGACGAUGUAACAACCACUUCUACUUCUACCAAAUGCACAAAGAAGGGUGGAAAGCCAACCCCAGCCGUUGAUAACGACAAUGAAUAUAAUAAUGGUUAUUAUGGUGAUGGCGAUAAUUCUGACAAUUAUGUAUCGACUUCAACAAAAUGCACAAAGAAGUACGGUGACCAAUAUGUAAACGAAGAAUCAAUUCCAACCACAGCCAGUUCAAGCGAUUCAGUCUCAACCACCCCAACAGUAACCGAGGAAUCGAUUGGUGAUCUAGUUUCUACAACCGAUUUAAGUUUACCAACCACCACAACCACCUCAAGCGAUCCUACCACCACAACUGAUUCAACCACUUCCACUAAUGAUUCGACUACUACGACCACCACAUCAUCCACAUAA
This is a messenger RNA of Acaulospora colombiana, 1444 nucleotides long. Lineage: Eukaryota; Fungi; Glomeromycota; Glomeromycetes; Diversisporales; Acaulosporaceae. The record is from the annotation of a GenBank genome assembly.